GCCCCUCCGGUUCCCCUUUCUCGGCCGCCGUUGCUCGGCGUUCAGGGACAACAAGAUGGCGGCGCAACAGCAGAAACUUGAGGGCGAUGCGCAGCGGGCCGGGUCGGCGGCGGAGGCGGACCCCCUAGGCCCCUUCACGUGUCCAGUGUGCUUAGAGGUGUACGAGAAGCCUGUGCUGGUGACCUGCGGACACGUCUUUUGCUCUGCAUGCCUGCAGGAAUGUCUGAAGCCGAAGAAACCUGUCUGUGGGGUCUGUCGCAGCCCUCUGGCACCUGGCGUCCGAGCCGAGGAGCUCGAGCGGCAGAUCGAGAGCACAGAGACUUCUUGCCAUGGCUGCCGUAAGAAUUUCUUCUUGUCCAAGAUCCGAGCCCAUGUGGCUACCUGUUCUAAAUACCAGAAUUACAUCAUGGAAGGUGUGAAGGCCACCACUAAGGAUGUGUCCCUUCAGCCAAGGAAUGUCCCAAAUCGUUAUACCUUUCCUUGUCCUUAUUGUCCUGAGAAGAACUUUGACCAGGAAGGACUUGUGGAACAUUGCAAACUAUCCCACAGCAAGGAUACCAAAUCUGUGGUUUGUCCGAUAUGUGCCUCUAUGCCCUGGGGAGACCCCAACUACCACAGCGCCAACUUCAUAGAGCACAUCCAGCGCCGGCACCAGUUUUCUUAUGAUACUUUUGUGGAUUAUGAUGUUGAUGAAGAGGACAUGAUGAAUCAAGUGUUGCAGCGUUCCAUCAUUGACCAGUGAGCAGAGUCUGUACCAUCCGUCUCAUGUUCCAGAGCUUCCAUUAUAUGUUAAACGUGAAACUUUUGA
This is a messenger RNA of Nycticebus coucang (slow loris), 808 nucleotides long. It is a transcript of the gene RNF114, whose product is annotated as ring finger protein 114. Gene Ontology annotation, molecular function: ubiquitin protein ligase activity. The coding region runs from base 56 to 742 and encodes 228 amino acids. The transcript has 6 exons. Gene Ontology annotation, biological process: protein polyubiquitination; ubiquitin-dependent protein catabolic process. The record is from RefSeq and is a predicted model, not a curated record. Lineage: Eukaryota; Metazoa; Chordata; Mammalia; Primates; Lorisidae.